UGAAACGCUAUUGGCUUAGCGCGAAAUUUGAAAUGUAAGGGGAACGUUAGCGGCUCGGAGGACAACAACAAGUCUAAAUAUGCGAAUUUUUUAGAUAGCAAACAAUCAAACCAGAGGAAUUAAGUGCUACAAAAAAGUUUACUAUCGGUUUUCUUGGGAGAACUUUUUUUUUUUUUAACUUAAAGCGAAAUGGAUAUCGCCUCGUAUUUACAGCGUUUUGAAAACAGUUUGACCUCAUACACAGGUGACGACCCACUGGACGCCUGGAUCAAGUUUGUGGAGUACCUGGAGCAGAGGCUACCUGCAGAUGGUGGCAGAGGGAUGUUGCUGGUGUUUGAGCGUCUCAUCCAGAGAUUUUUGAAUGUCGAGCAAUACGCGAAUGACAUCAGAUAUGUGAACUACUGCAUCAAAUGUGCAAGUUAUUACGUGGACCCUGUUUCCCUGUACAGUCAGGUCUUCAGUAGGGGCGUCGGCACCAGGACAGCUGCCCUGUAUGUGGCCUGGGCUCAGCACUUUGAACAGAGAGGACUGCAUGAACAGGCUGAUGCAGUAUACCAGAAAGCGCUGGAGAACCAAGCUCAUCCAGCCAGCACUGUUCUCCAUGAAUACAAGCAGUUUCAGACCAGAACCAGAAGUGAGACGGCAGUGUCCGCAGGAAGUCGAAACCCUUUGCAGAACUCUAAUUUAACCAAUCAGGUGCCCCACAGAGAGCCUGUCACUCAGAACAAGAUGUCUGUGGACUGUCCCUCCAAACCACCUGCGAGUAAAUUCAUCGACAUAGUCUCUCGCUCUGAGACUUCCGGGACAAUUCCCACCAGUCAGGGCUCUGGCAUUCAGACCGUGUCCGAGUACACGGUAGAAGAUCUCGUCUGCGACGAAUCUGAGCUAUGCUUCGAAGAGGCCCGAGCUCAGAAUUACUUCCGCAAGCUCCGUGAGCAGGAGGAGAAAGACAAGACAGACUUCACGCUGACACCGAGCAAGUUUGAGGAUAGGAAUAAAUGGUUGCUGGAGAAAGUUUUCUGCGAUCUUGAAAUCAGACAGACUUCAUCUCAAAAGCUGCCUGCAGCAGAAACUGCUGCCGAUGUAAACCUGAGUCUUACCCAACCCUCCUUCAAGCAACCUCCGCCCUCAAACCGUCUGAGCAGCCGGCGCUCUCUUGGCUUGAGAUUAAACACCGAGCCGACCUUCAUCCAAGAGGCCACCGCCAGCAUUCCCGAACCUCCUCACCAGCAGAACAUUGACACGCUAAGUUCGGUGGCAUCCCAUCAUCCCUCUGUCCCAGCUGAGCGGGAUGUGGGUUUGCAUGAGUCUGCAGAUCGGGAGCCGCUCCCCUGGGCCUCAGCGGUCCCACAUACGUCACUUCAUCAGCCUGUGAGCUUUGAGAGCACAGACAGGCUCCCACCCCCAGAGAACAAUGCAACGGAUGUGGGUCUGCCUGCAGAGGACAAGCUUGAUGUGUCGCAGGGAGCCACAGCUAACCUGUCUCACGUCACUCCUAAUAACUCGCUCGGCUUCGUUCAGGCCACGCCGUCGCGGGUGCUGCCAUCACCUACUGUCAACACACGAGAGGCGCUGGGCGUGAUCAUGGACAUGUUCCAGGCUCCGACCUUACUCGAGGAACCGUUCAGCAGCACAUCAGUCCUCCACGCUGCCGAGAAGGAGUCUGAAGCCGGAUUCUGGAUAGGCGCAGGAGGAGCCUCCUCAUUAUCUAAGCCUCCCACCACGACUCCAUUCACCAUCUUUCAGGAUGACGACAACAAAGAAAACGGCAGUGCCGCUGCUCCUGCUGAUGCCGAGAAGCCUAAAGGAGUCAGAGCUCUGGCUGAAAUCCCGGUGUCAAAGACAGACAAACCCAACGAGACUCCUUCAGAUCUGAUCCCAGAUGAGAGCACCAUGUGGGGAGCUCGCUACAACUCGCUCAACUCGCUCGCCGCCUGUCCCAACAGCACCACAGACUUCGCCAUGCUGGCUCAGUUCGUCUCCACGCCAUUCACUUGCAAAACCUUUAUUAGCAGCGACUUCCUCGAGGACCGAGAGAAUAAAAGUGAGGGGGAAGCUGAUGAAGAAGCUUACCUGAGGCGUCAGACCAAAAAGCUGAGCCCCAUCCUGGAGCAGAGUCCGACCGACGAAAGCACCGUCGGCCAGACGGUGCCCUCCUCUGCCAGGCAGGGCACCAUCGUGGGAGAGGAGUUUGCAGCGGCCCAGCACUGCCUUACUGCGUCCUCACUCACCAUGGUGCAGCCUCCUCCUCCCGGCGUGCUCUCCUUCAGGGACCAGACGCUCUGUCCUGUCGACUCCUCUAGGACAGCGGGGCCCGGCUGGGAGGUGUAUGCAAGCCCCGAGCAGCCACCCAAACAGGCCUCCUUCAUCUCAGGCAGACCCAUGAGCGAACCUUUUCAGAUCAUGGAGGACCUAGAGACCCCCAGCAGCCCCCAGCAAGCCCAGAAUCAGGUCUGUGACGUUCCCAUGAGCCCCGAGGGUGCUCUCAAACCAGACUGGCUAGCCAUCAGGAGCCCAGAGGCCAUGGCCGAGCCAGACCUGGAUGCCUUCCUGAGUCCCCAUCAGCCCAAGAAUCUGGACUUCCCCAUGAGUCCAGGGCACCCACAGCUCUGUGCUGACGUGCCCAUGAGCCCGACAUCAAUCAGCAGGGAGGAUGAACCCAUGAGUCCAGAGAGGGGGCUGAGGCUGAGCGCUGACAUCUCAAUGAACAGUGACACGCCGCAGAAAGCCCAGACGGGGGCAGUCCAGCUGAUGUCGGAUCCCUGGGACACCGAACUGAUCUCCAGCCUGCUGUCUGGACUCAGCCCGCCUCUCGCCACACAUCCGCGCUGCACCACCUGGCAGUGCAACAUACCGAACAUCACUCCAAAAAUGACCAUCAGCAUGGGAAAGGAGUCCCUCAGAGUGGACUGCGUUCUUGGAGAGGGAGCCUUUGCGACAGUUUACCAGGCCACGAACCCCGUGACCUUAGAGAAGACCGUUUUAAAGGUUCAGAAGCCGGCCAAUCCCUGGGAGUUUUACAUCAACACCCAGCUCGACGCUCGGGUGAGGCCCGACGUCCGUCACCUCUACAGCAGUAUGCACUCAGCUCACCUCUUCCAUAACGGGAGCGUGCUGCUCGGUGAGCUUCACAGCUACGGCACCCUGCUGAACGCUGUGAACAUGUACAGAACCCUCAGUGACAAAGUGAUGCCUCAGCCCCUCGUCAUGUACUUCACCGUCUGCAUCCUCCACAUGGUGGAGCUGCUGCACAGGAUCCACAUCAUCCACGCCGACAUCAAACCUGACAACUUCCUGCUGGGAGAGAGGUUCUUGGAGAACAAGCGUUUUGAUUCAGAGAGCACGGACCACGGCCUGGUCCUUGUCGACCUCGGGCAGAGCAUCGACAUGGAGCUCUUCCCAGCAGGCACUGCAUUCACUGCCAAGUGCCUGACGUCGGGCUUCCAGUGCACAGAGAUGCUGAGUGGAAAACCGUGGAACUACCAGACCGACUACUUUGGCAUUGCGGGGACCGUGUACUGCAUGCUGUUUGGGACGUACAUGCAGGUGACCAACGAAGGAGGCGUGUGGAAGACGAACGGCGUGUUUAGAAGAAACCCUCACAGCGACCUGUGGCUGGACUUGUUUCACACGCUGCUGAACAUUCCAGACUCUGGCUCGCUGCCGAGCCUGCGGAGCCUCCGCUGCCGGAUGAACACAGUUCUGCAGGAGAACUAUGGCAACAAACUACCCACGCUUAAGAGCCGGCUGGUGGUGCUGCUGCUGGAGAACCGCAAGACGGUGCGGAGAUAACGGAUGUGCCUCGCUCUGAAAAAAGGCUGCUGUUUAUCCUCCGUUUGCACUCGUUUAAGCGCACACUCUUUGACACAUCGGACUGUGAACGCAUCGCGGGAGGAGUGAAGCAUUUCAGCUCGUACAAAUGCAUAAAUGUAUAUUUCUCUUAGGUCACUUUUUAAAUUGAAUUUGUUCCCAUUUUGUGAAACAAUUUUAUUUUGUUGUUUUUUUUUUCCCCUGGAAAAAACAAUAAACGAUAGUCUGUU
Haplochromis burtoni (Burton's mouthbrooder) is the source of this 4040-nucleotide messenger RNA. RefSeq names its product BUB1 mitotic checkpoint serine/threonine kinase (gene bub1). The record is from RefSeq and is a predicted model, not a curated record. Bases 190 to 3792 code for a protein of 1200 amino acids. Gene Ontology annotation, biological process: protein phosphorylation; mitotic spindle assembly checkpoint signaling; meiotic sister chromatid cohesion, centromeric. Lineage: Eukaryota; Metazoa; Chordata; Actinopteri; Cichliformes; Cichlidae. The transcript has 24 exons. Gene Ontology annotation, molecular function: protein kinase activity; ATP binding.